AAACCCGGCUCAAACGUGGCAACGAUGUCGGUCUUUGGACAGGACCCACACAUGAGACGCAGCGACGACACGCUUUUCCAGCUACCCAUACCGCUGUUCUAUGCAUAAAUUCCACACAACUGCCUUCUACAAUUGCCACAACCGUCGUUCCUCAGGUUGCGGUGCCCCCCACAUGGCUGCUGUCGGUGGACUCUUUCGAUCCAUCGUCUACGUAGGGUGCAUCUCCGGCUGCAACUCUGAAAUCGAGAACCGUCCCUACCACCGUAGUUGCGGCUGCGCGCUUCACAGCAAACCUCGCGGCAGGAACUAUCCUCACGCAUCUCCCAAAUCCACCAACGUCUCGUAUCCCAUAAGAAGGUCGAAGAGUGAGGGGUGGGUCGCCAUGACAGUUGCUUGCCGUUCUAAUACUUCACCGUCGCCGGUGGCUGCAGGGAGACCCCAUCUUAGAUUCAGCAUCGGAGAUCAGGAAGAAUCGUCUCACCAUUCGAUUUGACGAACUAAAUAAAUAAACCAAAUUUUUGAUCGGUCUGGUUGGAGGGAAUAAAAUUUUUUUAAUUCAAAGGGUUUGUCGUGGGAACAUUUUAAGAUUUGAUAUGCGUAAUAAAGUGUUCAUAUAUAAAUAUAAAUAAUCCUUCGUU
Messenger RNA from Rubroshorea leprosula, 638 nucleotides. Lineage: Eukaryota; Viridiplantae; Streptophyta; Magnoliopsida; Malvales; Dipterocarpaceae. The record is from the annotation of a GenBank genome assembly.